CUUCCUACGCGGUAGUUUUGCAGGAAGUCCGGUUUGACAAAGAUUUAGUUCAACAAUCAGCUGUACACCACAACGUUACGGUGUGUAUUCCUUUUUAAUUGAACGUAAAUGUGAAUUUCUACUUGGACCAAACGUUUUGAUCCGGUAGAUGAAAAACGGCUGCAUGGAGAAGCUAACGAGGCUACGUAGUUAGCAUGAAAGCUAACUAACGUUCUACCGCGUCACGGAGCUAGCUUCGCUGCUCCAAAGUAAACUUUUAUUUUCCUGUUUGGGUCGUGGCUUGUGGUCAGUCCCAGCCGACGUCCGGUGUAGUUAGUUUCACCGACUCCACCGUCGUAGCGUUUCCACCAACAGCCAACUUGCUCACACUCGUUUAACAGUAAACAACAAAGACGAACUCUGGCGCUGUUUCCUAGCCGAGUUUAGAACAUAUCGGAACCUCCUAACAGAUCAGGAAUCCACGCUGAGACUCGUGUCAGGAACCUGACUGGUGACGCCAAACGAGUCCUCACCUGGAGCCUCGCUAUUCACCUGUUCCCUGUUCUGUCCAGCCCAGGUCAGGAUCAUAUUUAUUAGCUGUGUUCUAUCGAAGGUUCCACCAGGGAGAACCUUCACCGCUGUGACUCGGGACAGCAGCACUGGUGCGUUGGUUGUUUUGAUGCCUCCUAAAACCAAGGCAGCAGGAAAAGGCAAAGCUCCAGCAAAGAGGAAGCUGGCAGAGGAAUUUCCACCUGGAGAAGUUCUGACGGACACUGGAAAGAAAUCCUGGAAGCUGGGUGCUCCGAUCGGCAAAGGGGGGUUUGGCCUCAUCUAUCUGGCUGAUCCAAACUCGGACAAGCCUGUGGGGACUGAUGCUCGCUACGUCAUCAAAGUGGAGCCCAGGGAAAACGGACCUCUGUUCUCUGAGCUUCAUUUCUACAUGAGAGCAGCCAAACCUGACAUCAUUCACACCUGGAUGAAGACCCACAGGCUGAAACACCUGGGCGUUCCUCGGUACUGGGGCUCGGGUCUGCAUGAGCGGGGGGGCAAAAGGUAUCGCUUCAUGGUCAUUGACAGACUUGGAACAGACCUGCAGAAGAAGUUUGAGGAAUGUGGACGGAGGUUUCCCAGGAAGCUGGUGCUGCAGCUGGGUCUCCGACUGCUGGAUGUUCUGGAGUUCAUCCACGAGCACGAAUACGUGCACGCUGAUGUGAAGGCAUCCAACCUCCUGUUGAGUCACGGUGAUCCAAACCAGGUGUACCUGGUGGAUUAUGGGCUGGCCUACAGGUAUGCACCAGAUGGAGUCCUCAAAGAGUACAAGGAAGACCCAAAGAAGUGUCACGAUGGAACCAUCGAGUUCACCAGCAUCGACGCCCAUAAAGGAGUCUCUCCCUGUCGGCGUGGCGACCUGGAGAUCGUGUCCUACUGUCUGCUUCAGUGGCUGUGUGGCCGGCUGCCGUGGGAAGACCGGCUGCAGGAUCCCGCGUACGUCAGAGAUGCAAAGAUCAGAGGUCAGGAGAACAUCUCCGAGCUGAUGUCCAGCUGCUUCUCCUCUCAGGACAAACCAGAUGAGAUCCAGAGGUUCCUGGAGGAGGUGAAGUCUCUGGGCUACAAGGACAAGCCGCCGUACGAGAAGCUGCGCUCCAUCCUGCAGAGCGGGCUGAAGUCCAUCCAGGCCAGAGACGAUGGCCAGCUGAACUUCACGGCUGCGUCGGUUAAGAGGACGGCCGAGGACAGUGGCGCCGACGGAAGUCCUAAACGCAAAAAGAGACCGACCAAGAAGACUGAAGUCAACGGAGUGAAGAAGAGUCCCAGAGCUGCUCCGAGGUCCCGGAAGGCUCCUGGUUCUGGAAAAGCAGGAGGGCCCGGAUCCAGACUGGUGGACACGGCUUCACAGACGACACCUGGACUCGCUCAGAGGUCCCGAGGAAGAAAGAAGCUCAGCUCUUGAACCCGGGUCAGAACCUCCGUAUCCGGCUUUGAUGAAACUCCAGUUUUUUACUGAAUAAUCUGAAAUGUUUGAUUGUAAUCUGGAAUAAAGACAACGUCACAUA
This is a messenger RNA of Nothobranchius furzeri (turquoise killifish), 2033 nucleotides long. Lineage: Eukaryota; Metazoa; Chordata; Actinopteri; Cyprinodontiformes; Nothobranchiidae. The record is from RefSeq and is a predicted model, not a curated record.